AUGAAAAGAUUAAAGUAAAAAGAAAAAAAGAAAAAUGAUAACAAGAUUAAAAAAAAUAAAUUAGUCUAGAAGAAGAUAGAUAAAACUUCUUUAAAAUAAAAAUAAAGUAAUAAAAAAUUAAGACUUUAGGAUAAGCAAUAGAAGAUUUAAAUAAUCAAGAGAAGGAUCUUAAAUAGAGUAAAAAUUCAAAAAAAUCAUCCCACGAAUUCAUUAAUCAAGGUCUUUCUUUAAUAAGUCAAGGAAAAUUUGAAGAAUCAUUAAAAAUAUUUGAUCAAGCUAUUAAAAUGGAUCCAAAAAAUGAUUAAGCUUAUAUUAACAAAAGUAUUGAUUUUUAAAAUAGUAGGUGCUGCACUAAUUGAAUUAAACUAAUUAGAAAAAAGUUUAUAGACUAUUAAUUUGGCAAUUAAAAUAAAUCCAAAAAAUGAUGAAGCAUAUAAUAAAAAAGGUAUUAAAUUAUAUAAUUUUAGGUGUUGCUUUAUUUCAUCUGAAUAAAUAAAAGGAAGCAGAAAUUCAAUUUUUAAAAGCAAUAACUCUCAAUCCUAAUAAUGAAUAGGUUCAAUUUAAUAUGGGUAUUAAUUAAUAUUUAUAUAGGAAAUUUGUUAAGAGAAGAGAAUAGACAUAGUGAAGCAAUCAAUCAUUAUAAUUAGGCGAUUAAGAUUAAUCCAUAUGAUAUCGAAUAUUAUAUGGAAAAAGGUAAUGCGAAAAUAAAGUUUAGGAUUUUGUUUAUAAAUAACUCAGCAAUAUAAAAAUGCAGUUGAAUGUUUUGAUCAAGCGCUUAACUUAAAGCCAGACGAUAAAAUGGCCUAAAUUUUGUUAAUGAAUUAAGGUAAAUAACUAAGCUAAAAAUUCAAUUUUGUAGGUUAUUCAUUAAACUGUAUUAAGUCUUGCAAGGAAGAAUUAGAUUGCUACCAUAAAGUACUUAAAAUAAAUCCCAAACAUAAAGAAGCUAAAAAAUUAAUAGGUAUUUUUAAUAAAAAUAAAUAGAGUAAAUAUUAACAUAAGAAUAAAUGAUGAAAUAAACUAAUUAUAAUUAACAAAAAUAGAAAAUAAAAUAACAAUAAAAAAAGCAAGAAAAAUAAUGA
Molecule: messenger RNA, 1082 nt
Organism: Paramecium sonneborni
Lineage: Eukaryota; Ciliophora; Oligohymenophorea; Peniculida; Parameciidae
Source: the annotation of a GenBank genome assembly